Messenger RNA from Camelina sativa (false flax), 1245 nucleotides. NCBI's taxonomy places the organism in Eukaryota, Viridiplantae, Streptophyta, Magnoliopsida, Brassicales, Brassicaceae. The record is from RefSeq and is a predicted model, not a curated record.
AUGGACGGAGAGCUUUCAAGAACAGUAUCUGAGCAAGAGACCAUGAUUAAUGGAAUUAGUCGUUUGACUCCAAAUCUUCAAUAUGAACCAGGCGGUAUCCGAUCUCAUUGCAUCUUCAAGAUCAGUGAUCGCAUUCGUGGAAACAACAACAAAGCAUACGAUCCAGAGUUUGUUUCAAUUGGACCAUACCAUCACGGGAAAGAACAACUCCGUACGAUUGAAGAAGAGCACAAGCCUCGAUUCUUGCGUAUGUUUGCUGAAGAAGCUAGGAAAAAUGGUGUAGCUCGCAAAGAGUUGAUGUUUGCUGUAUCUGAUUGCGUGGAAGCUCUGAGGGAUUCGUAUGCGGAGAAACUUGUCGGUGUAGAUCGGGAUCAACUGCUCAACAUGAUGCUUAUGGAUGGUUGUUUCAUUCUUACGCUCUUCUUGAGCGUCUCCAUGGGACUUGAACUCGAUACAAAAGACGAUCCGAUUUUUCAGACGCCUUCCAUUCUCAACUGUAUCCGCAGUGAUCUUCUAUUGGUGGAGAAUCAGGUGCCGUUCUGUCUUCUCGAAACUCUCUUAGAAACCUCGAGAAUCUCGGUGACCUCUGAUAGUUUGAAGAAGAUGGCAUUCAAAUUCUUCAGCGAUUCAAGACUACUACCAAAAAGCUCUCGGUUAAGUAACUUUAGUACUGAUGAACAACCAAAACAUCUCCUCGAUCUCAUGCGCCAAACUUUAAUCCCGGACAAAGAGACAUCCCCAAAUCAAAAUCACACAAGUCGGUCUAUUUCUGGUUCACGCCCUUAUUCCCGUCCAUGUAUUGUCUCUGCCACGAGACUCUGUAACAAUGGAUUAGUACUUAAGCCGAGGGAAAAGGCAGAUACGCUGUUAGAUAUACAGCUCAAGGAAGGUGUGCUCGAGAUACCACCAUUAAUCUUGGACGACUUGAGCAGCCAAGUUUUUCUCAACUUUGUUGCUUUUGAGCGGCACUACGGCUAUUGCUCAAAGCACAUAAUGAGCUACGUAGUUUUGAUGUCUGGCCUCAUCAACAACAAGGCUGACGUACGCUUCCUAAGCAAACAAGGGAUCCUCGAAAACUGUAAUGAGAUCGAUUAUAAGGAAGUUUCUCGGUUCUUCAAGACCGUAGGUAAUGACGUUCGUCUCGACAUAUCUGCAAGUUAUCUGGCGCCAGUGUUUGAAGGUCUUAACAAGCAUACUUCAAAAGAGGUUUCUAAACUUCAAAAAGUGUUAUGUUUUAAAUUGUAA